AUGGCGCACAUGAAGAAUCCUCUCGCAACACCCGAUCAGAUAUUUCACCGAAGCUCAUUGGACUCGCCCCCUACCGAACUUCGAGAUGCGAUAUUUUUCUCGACCCAGUGCCUCACGCAAGCAGCUGGCAUCCUCCUUCAGCUCCCCCAGUCCGUAACCGCGCAAGCCAAUGUCGUCUUGGCGCGCUUCUGGCUUAUAGAACCAAUUAUGUCACAUGAGUUCAGCGACGUAUCAGCAGCUACUCUCUACACGGUCGCCAAAAUCGGUCCCUGCCCUUGCACGCCCAGGGAUCUAUCCAACGUCUAUGCCUACCUCCUCUCGAGCUCUUCCACGUUCCUAUCUCCUCCUGGCAACAACCCACCGAAGAACAUCCCAGAUGACUACUACCAAUCCGAAACCUCCUACCAGGCUUUCCACUCGCGGAUCCUGUCGCUGGAGCACCUCAUCCUGUGUUCGUUGUCGUUCGACACGACGGUGUCGUUGCCGCAUCCUCUCGCGAUUACAUACCUCCAGUCAAUGGACUUUUUGUAUGUCCCCAAGGAGAAGAUCACAAGGAGGGUGGUCGAGUAUUUGAAUACUGCUUUGCUGUCACCGCAGUUGCUGUGCCUGACUACUCAACCCAACGGGCUGGCAGUGGCGGCGAUUUACAAUGCGGUAAAGGAUUUGGGGGCCAAGAUGCCGGAGUGUGAGUGGUGGGAGGUAUUUGAUGUGGAUAGAGAGGAUCUGGGGUUCUUGGUGGUUGGGAUGAGAAGUUUGGAAGGGUGGGUUGGGGGUAUGAUGGGUGAGGAAGGGGUGCUGGGGAAAAAGAAAAGGGGGGGGAUGAUAACGAGAAAGGAGGUGAGAGAUAUUUUGGGGGGGGACAGGCCGCCGCAGGAGGAGGAGGAGGAUCCAGAAGUUGUGAUGGCGAGGAGGAUGGAUGAGAAGAUGAAGGAGAUUGAGGGGGAUGCCGUAUAA
Podospora bellae-mahoneyi is the source of this 954-nucleotide messenger RNA. RefSeq lists its product as uncharacterized. The transcript has 3 exons. The record is from RefSeq and is a predicted model, not a curated record. Lineage: Eukaryota; Fungi; Ascomycota; Sordariomycetes; Sordariales; Podosporaceae. Gene Ontology annotation, molecular function: cyclin-dependent protein serine/threonine kinase regulator activity. The coding region runs from base 1 to 954 and encodes 317 amino acids. Gene Ontology annotation, biological process: regulation of transcription by RNA polymerase II. Gene Ontology annotation, cellular component: nucleus.